AUUUGUGUCUAGCGCUUGAAAUUAAUGUUUAGUGAUUUAAUUGAGUUAGACUGGUCCCAAUUGAUGUAGGCUAAGUUGAAUCUUACAUAAAAAUUGUAGUGUUUCUUUUACUUUUCACAUUGAUUUUUAUAUUUUUAGAGUGUGUUGUGAAAAAGAAGUGUAAACAAUAUCAUCUGUUUAAUUGAAGUAGAAACAACCAAAUCAAUAUCACUCACAAUAUUUAUACUUGUUUUUUCUUUUACUUUCUAAACUUGUUUUUGUAUUUUUUGUUUCACAAGUAACUCAUUAUCUUUACGAAAAUAGAGCAUGUCGUAUGUUAUCAUCCAGUUUUAAUAGAUUUUAAAAAACGUUUUCUUCUCCCUCAUCUAUCAUUAUAUAACUCUCAAACUUUGACAACAUUUUAAACACAUUUAAUACUAGAUUUUGAAUGGUGGAGAUGUGUCCUAAUAUCCAGAAUGUUUGAUAUAAUUUUACGAUAAAUUGGUAUUCUAAUGCGAGAUUUUCUGAUUUAUGCAAUUGUGUUAUUGUUUUAUUUCAUAUUGUUUUUGGAGGAUUAUGUACCCAUUUGUAGGCUGAUAUACUGUACACUCAUUGUUAAUAUAAUGGGUUUGUUUUGGAUAAUGUCUUAUGAUUUUACGCUUCAUAUUAAAUAGGAUUUCACAUUAUAUUGCAGUGUCUCUCUAUUAUACUUGUUUCAUUGAUUAUUUGGUAUACGUUGAAUGUUUGUUGCCACAUAGUUCUACAAAGGGAAAGUUUGGUUCGGGCCAUGUUAGCUUAUUCGGUCAACAUUGCUUAUGUCCUAUUCACCUUUCAACCAAUUAUUUAUUCGUGAUGUAUAUUGGUGGGACAUUGUUUCAGAAAAUUUUAUCUUUGUUACCUGGACAUCCUUUUUUACAAGAAAAAUAUUUAUCUUCAAAAUUGAACAAUUGCUAUUGUCAUGUCAGUGUCACCUGCAAGUGUUUUAGAAUGCAUUUCACAUUUAUCCUUCCUUGUGUCCAGUAGAGCCUGGGAUUCUUAAAGAACCAGGAAGCAUUCUCUACUGUCUUUCACAAACUCAUUAAUCUUCUCUCAUGGAGCUGGCAUUUCCCACCUUCUUAAUCCUUCUAACCUUUCUUCUCUUUCUCUUCAUGCUGCUGAAAAAGGGGAAGAAAUCAAAAACCGUUGAAAAAACUUUGAAUUUGCUUCCAGGUCCAUUGAAAUUACCUUUCAUAGGAAACUUGCACCAGCUGGGAGGCUCUCUACCCCAUCACAGAUUAAAAGACUUGGCCAGGAAAUAUGGGCCAUUUAUGCACCUACAACUCGGGGAAGUUUCCACUGUGGUAGUUUCAUCUCCCAGGUAUGCCAGAGAAGUUAUGAAAACCCAUGAUAUAAACUUUGCAGCAAGGCCUCAGAUGGUGGCCACGCAUAUCAUCUCUUAUGAUUCUAGUGACAUAGCCUUUGCACCGUAUGGUGAUUCCUGGAGACAAUUACGAAAAAUCUGUAUGUUAGAGCUUUUUAGGACUACAAGGGUCCAGUCUUUCCGAUCAAUUAGAGAGGAAGGGGUGUCUGCUCUUAUUCAUUGGCUUGUUUCAAACGCGGGAUCACCAAUUAACCUAACGGAGAAACUUUUCACACUGACUUAUGGAAUCACUUCCAGGGCAGCCUUUGGCAGCAAAUCCAAAGAUCAAGAACUAUUCAUAUCACUGAUGGAAGACACUUUAAAAACGAUGGCAGGAUUUAAUAUUGCAGAUCUAUUUCCUUCAAUUGGAUUUCUCCAAUGGAUCACUGGAUUCAAGUCCCGUGUAGAGAAGCUGCAUCAAGAAGCUGACAGAAUAGUGGAAAAAAUUAUAAAUGACCACAAGAUGAGGAAUGAAACAUUGAAUGACAAAAGUGGGGAAGCUGAAGAUGAUCUGGUUGACGUUCUUCUGAAAGUUCAACAGCAUGGUGAUCUUGAAUUUCCGUUGACUAUGGACAACAUAAAAGCAGUGGUCACGGAUAUUUUUACUGCUGGUAGUGAGACAGCUGCUACAACUAUAGAUUGGGCAAUGUGUGAGAUGAUGAAAAAUACAAGAGUGCUACAGAAGGCACAAGCUGAGGUGAGGGAAGUCUUCAAUAAAAAAGGCAAGAUCAAUGAAACAAGUAUCGAUGAAAUGAAGUUCUUGAAGCUAGUAGUAAAAGAGACUCUGAGACUACAUCCUCCAAUACCAUUAAUUACUAGAGAAUGUAGAGAGCAAUGUGUGAUUAAUGGAGUUGACAUACCCAUCAAAACCAGAGUCAUUGUUAACGUAUGGGCAAUCGGAAGAGAUCCUGACUAUUGGAAUGAACCAGAAAUUUUCAAUCCAGAGAGGUUCCUUAAUCAUUCAAUAGACUACAAGGGGACCAGUUUCCAGUAUAUCCCAUUCGGUGCCGGUAGGAGAAUAUGCCCUGGAAUGUCAUUUGGUCUAGCCAAUGUUGAGCUUUCUUUGGCGAUGUUUCUGUACCAUUUUGAUUGGAAACUUCCUAGUGGGAUGAAGAAAGAAGAUUUAGACAUGACAGAGGCCUUUGGUCUAACAGUUGGAAGAAAAGAAAACCUGCACAUUAUUCCCAUUCCUUAUCAUCCUCCACCUUCUUCUUAAGGAGAAAAAAUGAACACAACGUUAGAAAGAUAUUGGAUUGAUGAAUCUCAGUUUAAAGUUGAGACUUCGAAUGGCAUGAGUAAACUUACUAUCACAUUCUGCUGAUAUAGCAGAGUAUUUAUGUAUUUAUGAAUCCCUCUUGAUUCAAACCUAGGUUUUCAUGUAAUUUGUAGAACACAAUUUAAAGCUAUAUGCUUAUAAUCCUGCGUCUGUUGAAUAAAAGAUAACUUGUAACCACAAGUCCUAUCAGCCGAUGAAUAAAAGACUCUCAGAUCUUUGUUAUGUAA
Molecule: messenger RNA, 2881 nt
Organism: Mangifera indica (mango)
Lineage: Eukaryota; Viridiplantae; Streptophyta; Magnoliopsida; Sapindales; Anacardiaceae
Product: cytochrome P450 71D11-like
Exons: 2
Coding region: 1071-2594 (507 amino acids)
Molecular function (GO): iron ion binding; monooxygenase activity; oxidoreductase activity, acting on paired donors, with incorporation or reduction of molecular oxygen
Source: RefSeq, a predicted model, not a curated record